This is a messenger RNA of Oreochromis niloticus (Nile tilapia), 2996 nucleotides long. RefSeq names its product myelocytomatosis oncogene homolog (gene mych). The record is from RefSeq and is a predicted model, not a curated record. Bases 322 to 1395 code for a protein of 357 amino acids. NCBI's taxonomy places the organism in Eukaryota, Metazoa, Chordata, Actinopteri, Cichliformes, Cichlidae. Gene Ontology annotation, biological process: regulation of DNA-templated transcription. Gene Ontology annotation, molecular function: protein dimerization activity; DNA-binding transcription factor activity. The transcript is spliced from 3 exons.
CACUUUGUUGGCUAUUACGUUUUGGCGCGAGUUUAGCGGCGGCGGAAGGAUCGCGGCGCACGCCCUAUAUUAAACUCAGUGACCGCUGCAGCCACACCUACUGUGGCUGAUACGAGCGGCGGAGGAGAGAAGAAAAAGCAGGAUACACCCGAAAUGCUCCCCUGCUCCAACUUCAAUUUUACACGCAGAAAGUUUCACUUGGGCAGAAUUUUCUAGUCGUUUUCGUCUCGCUGUGGACUUUGCUGGAUAAAUAGGGCAUUUUAUACUUUUUGUCUUUAUUUUGAGUGCACUCUCCUGUAAGGACAGUUGAAGAUUUCAAACAUGUUGGAAAGUUUCACUCAGUCGCAGGACUGGCUUUGUUCAGAGCCGCUGCUCUUUGAUGACGAGUUCUGCCAAAGCCUGAUGAAAGACCUCCAGGCAUUACCGACACCUCCACAGUCGCCCCCCAUGAAGUCUGGGCUGGGUGGCGAUAAGCCUCUGUCCAAGGAGGACCAGCUCAGCUACGUGUCGGAUAUUCUACUGGAGGACCAUGACAUGCAGCUCAACUGGCACUGUGACUUCUUCCACUCUGAUGAUGCUGAGAAAGAAGGCGAGCUUAACCAGCCCUGCUCUGAGGAAGCUGAGGACUGCCUCUGGCAGUGCCUGGCAGCCGAGGAGAAGCUCGUCUCCUCAAUACUCGGCUGCAGCCCCGUACUAUCUGACAUUGAUACCCGCAUCUUUGAGGAGAUCGCCGGCUCCACACUUGACUGCCAGAGCCUUAUGGAAGCUCCGGAGCCCAGUGAAGCUACAUCAGACUACGGAUCAGUUGGUGGCGAGCUGUCCACAUAUUCAUCUAGUGACUCUGAGGAGGAAAUUGAUGUGGUGACUGUGGUCCGCUGUUCCUCAAGUUCCUCCCCUGAGCCUUCAUUGGCUGAACGUCAGCAGAAGCAAGAAGAGGAACAACGCGCUCGCCAGCGAUACCGCUUUGAAAUCCAGCUACAGCACAACUACGCUGCUCCCUGCCCUGCAUCACCGCCGCCGUCGAACAAGCGCGCACGAGGGAGCGAUGGCCCAUCACGCUUCCACUGCCUUUCACGCAGCUCUUCUUCUUCAACCUCAUCGCGUCACUCAUCCCGAAACUCAACAGAGACAGAGGAUGAGGAGGAGCGGAGAAAGACUCACAAUGUCAUGGAGAGGCAACGCCGCAACGAGCUAAAGAACUGUUUCAUGCGCUUGCGCGACAACGUGCCUGAGCUGUCGCACAAUGACAAGGCAUCUAAGGUGGUGAUCUUGAAGAAAGCCAGAGACUGUAUUUAUAGUUUAGAGGAUGAGUCCCACAGACUGCAAACCAGGAAAGAUAAACUUAAAGCCAAACAGGAACAGCUGAAAGCCAGACUAGAGCAGCUCCGUAGGUAACGGACCAGGAUUGGACAUUUGUAGGUUUUCAGAGACUUCUUGGGUCAGGGAGGGCGGGGCAAGGGAAGAGACUGUAGAUAGAUGGGGGUAAGAAAUGGCUUUUCCUGCUGGAAAGCGCACAUACAGUUGUUUCUGUCAUGUGGACUGUAUAUUCACAUGCACACGGUUUCCCUGGACAUAACGUAACACACAUUGCCUCAUAAUUAAUCAUUGUUAUGCCUUGACUGCUGACUGUUGUAGAGUAGUGCUUUUUUUUCUUUUUCUUUUUCUUUUUUUUCCUCUUUCUCUUUUGGUCUCCCUGCCAGCUUAGUACACACCAAGACAAAGACAACAUCCUGUCAUUUCUUUUGCGUCAUGUGUGGGAGUGUGUCAAAUGUCAAUGACUUAAAGCAAAGUCUUAAUUGGCCCAAUUAACUGGAAGCCACUGCAGCACAGUGUUGUAGUUUAAUGAAACUUGAAUAUUAUUUUCAGGAUCUUUUAUAGCCAUAUUGCCUAUGAUCCCUCCAUUCUCACAGGUGUUUGGUGGCUUUAGAGUUAAUUGUGCUUUGUUAACUUUGAUUUAAUGUCAUUACAAAGGUGUGCCUUCAGCCUUGUAUGGCUUUUAAUUUUGAGCUAAACACAACUCUUACCAGAGUUAACAGUUGUGUUACCUCAGUUCAGCUAGUUCACUCAACACUAGUUCACUCACUGAGUAAAUGCCAUUCAGGGUUUUUUUUGGUUUUGUUUUGUUUAAGACUGAACUGCAAAAUUGGCAGAUCAGCCAAAGUUUGGGCAAAAUCUGUAACAUUUAAUUUUUGCAUGGGUUUUUUUUUUUUUUUCCUAAACAAAAACAAAAAAUGGACAGACUCAAAGUUUUAAAGGUCGGAGGAGGCUGCAACAGCUGGAAUCGUAGUCACUUGAUUCAGUCAUUUUGCUUUGUGGCAGUUCAGGAGAGUAAGUGUCAUUGUGAUUGGUCAGUUGGUAGCCCUUGUACUUGGAUCAAAUUGUAAAAAAAUGAACAGUGUUUAAAAGAAACAAAAAUCGCACUACUUGUGAUUUGAAAUAAAUGUUUUGUGUAAAGACUUAUAAAUCAACGAGGGCCACUCACUAAUAAACAUUCCCUGUUUUGAAAGAUUGGAUUCUCUGGCUGUAAGUUCUAUAAACUCAGUGGACACACUGGCUGUGGAGCGCUGUAACACAACAAAGUAGUUUCUAAGAAAUGAACAUGUCCAGCAGAACCCUGGACUGUCAAUCGAUUAACUUGCUGAUGUUGCUAUUAAGGUUAAGCCAUCUGCACAUUUCAUUAUUAAUUUUGAAGGGAGUUCUUCCUAAAUCAAGGAGUAUUUGACAUGUUGAUAGCCAGAAGCAGUUUUGCCUUGAGAUGCAUGCUGUUCAGGACACUGUUGUCUCCUUUGUUUUCUUCCAAACCAGUUCUUUCAGGGAAGCUUAAUUGUAUUUCUGCAAAUAUUUAACUGUUCAUUUCAUAGAAAUUUAGUCGCAUAACUGCCUUGUAAACAUGCAGUGAGCAGGGAUGACCAAAUUUUCUUUAGGAAACCUACCUCCACCUGGCUGCAAUCGGGCCUGUAUUGUUUUUGUUUGCCUUUUGUUUGUUCUGUUGUAAA